This is a messenger RNA of Argiope bruennichi, 5456 nucleotides long. Its product is annotated as katanin p80 WD40 repeat-containing subunit B1-like. The record is from RefSeq and is a predicted model, not a curated record. NCBI's taxonomy places the organism in Eukaryota, Metazoa, Arthropoda, Arachnida, Araneae, Araneidae. Gene Ontology annotation, molecular function: microtubule binding. Gene Ontology annotation, biological process: microtubule depolymerization; microtubule severing. Bases 421 to 2715 code for a protein of 764 amino acids. Gene Ontology annotation, cellular component: katanin complex. The transcript has 19 exons.
UACCUUCAGUUCAGUUGUUAAAGGUUGUACCAACAAUCCGACAGUAAUCUUGUUGCUGCUAUUUUCAUGUAAAUAAGCAGUAUUAUUUUUUGAACGUGCUGAUUUCUUUUAACUAUCGACUUGAAGUAUAUUCAAUUUGCUUUUUUUUAACUAGAACAGCAGAUUACAAUUCGUCAAAAUUCAGCUAAAUUAACUUUGUGUUAAAACUUAUUGUUUGUUGUAGACUGGUGUGGAUAUUUUUCUUGAAACUUGAAAUUAUUAAGAUGAUAGUUUUUGUAUUUUUCAAGAAUCAAUACCAGCGAUAAAAAUGUCGAUUGGUAGAUUUCUCUAUUUCUUUGAAGAAAAUUCUAUAAACCUUAGUUUGGUCGCCGGAUUAAUGCAGUGCUUAAAAAAUUUGUAAUACAUUUAUUGGAUAAAACAAUGUCUCUGUCUUCAAAAAAGCACUGGAAAUUGCAAGAAUUUGUUGCACAUUCUGCAAAUGUUAACUGUCUUGCAUUUGGUCAUAAAUCUGGACGAGUGUUAGUGACAGGAGGAGAUGACAAAAAUGUUAAUUUGUGGGCAGUUGGGAAGCCAAAUUGUAUUAUGAGUAUAGCAGGGCACACAACAUCUAUAGAAUGUGUUUGCUUUGAUCCAAGAGAAAUUAUGGUGUGUGCUGGCUCUUUAUCUGGUGCUCUAAAAGUCUUCGAUUUGGAAGCUUCAAAAAUUAUUAGAACACUUACUGGCCAUAAAGCAGGAAUUAGGUGUUUAGAUUUCCACCCAUAUGGAGAUUAUAUUGUAUCUGGGUCCCUUGAUACAAAUAUAAAGUUAUGGGAUGCCAGAAAAAAGGGAUGUAUCUAUACAUAUAAAGGUCAUAGUAAAGCAGUCAAUACUUUAAAAUUUAGUCCUGAUGGCAAAUGGGUAGCAUCUGGUGCAGAAGAUGGCUCAGUGAAAUUGUGGGAUCUUAGUGCUGGUAAACUUUUAACAGAAUUUCAUGGUCAUUCAGCACCAGUAUCACGGGUUGAAUUUCAUCCAAAUGAGUUCCUUUUAGCUAGUGGUAGUGCAGAUAGAACAGUAAAAUUUUGGGAUUUAGAAUCCUUUCAGUUAGUGUCUACUGCUGGUGGAGAUGGACCUCCUGUAAGGUGUGUGUAUUUUCAUUCAAGUGGUUUGUGUAUGUUCAGUGGAUCUCAGGAUGUUUUAAGAGUUUAUGGCUGGGAGCCUGGUUGUACAUAUGACUCACUUGUUACUGGCUGGGGAAAAGUUUGUGACAUGACUAUGACACCAACUCAACUUAUUGCUGGCAGUUUUUCCAUGAACAGUGUGUCUGUACAUGUUGUUCAGUUAGAUUCUUUGAAACCACUCUCCAAGAUUGAUAGUAGUAAUAAUGUGUCAUAUAUUCCAAAUCAGUGCAUAAAUUCAGUGCCUGGAGCACAUUUGCGAAAGAAUUUUGAAAAAGAAUCUCCAAAUCAAAAACUUAACUCUUUGGACAUGAAGGUUGUAGAAAGUGCCAACCAAGAUUUUGACUUGGAAAAUGAUAACUUAAGUUUUGAGGAAGAAAUUGAAAGUGAUAAAGCAUUCAUUCCCAAAAGUGAAUUGUGUCGUACCCCACCUAAAAGUGACCCUUUUCCUAUACCUUUGGAUGCAUCAGAACCCAUGAAAGGGGAUUUUUUCAUUACAAAGAGAGAAACGAGGUCAAUUUCUCUACAGUCCAGUUACUCUGUGACUGAAAUUCCAGAAAAGUUAUCAAGAUCUCCUGCUUCAUCGCCAAUAAGAAUUGGAUCUCCGGUAAAAAAUUAUUGUCCACCACCUCCACAACCAGUUUCUUCCUCAAUUAGUGUACGUCCUCUACCCUACUCCUCUUCAUAUAGUAAUGUUCCUGAGACUAUAAAUUCCAAUUCAGUGUUCCUUAAUGAUAAGAACAUUCAUACAGUUAAAAAGCCUUGUGAGAAAGCCACUGCAAUUAGAUGGCCAGGUUACCCACCAGAAGCUGUGUCCAUAGUUCGACCAACAACUAUCAUACCAGAUAAAGAUUCUUUCAUGCAAAGAGUUAAUGUAUAUACUGAUCCCAUGAAAGCUAAAUCAGUUUCUGUUGCUCCAGAUUAUGUACCUGAACAGAGAGAUAAACCUGUUGGUUUAGAUGUGGAUGAUUUCUUACCUAAAUCUAUGCAACAGUGUCUUGGAAUCAGUCAUUCUGUUCAACCAGAAGUUUCUGAAGCUGAAGCCAUGAAUGUGAUAUGCCGUGAGCAUCAGCCUUUGUUAAUGGUUUUUGACAGCAGGCUCAAGAAACUGCAAAUUGUUCUUGCAGUGAUGAAAUCUAAAGGCCAUAAGAUUGCUAGUGAGACUGCUGUUAGUAUGAAUGAUCCUGCUGUGCUUGUUGACUUUUUAUCGGUUCUGAAUAGAAGGCAAGAUUUGUGGACGUUAGAUCUGUGCCAAAUUCUUCUACCUUCUAUUCAAGAUCUUGUACAAAGCAAAUAUGAAACAUAUAUGACUGUUGGAUGUUCGUCUGUGAAACUUAUAUUGCAAAAAUUUGGCAGUGUUAUAAAAUCAAACAUAGAUGCUCCACCUCGUAUAGGAGUUGAUCUUUGUGGAGAAGAAAGGGUGACAAAAUGUAGGUACUGUCAUGAACAGCUUUUAGCUAUUCAAUCAUUUAUUUUAAAAAGACAGACUAUGCAAGGCAAAUUGGGCCAAUCCUUCCGUGAACUUCUUUCAAUGUUGUGUACAGAAUUCAACAGAGUGUAGUACUACCAUCACUGGACUCUACUUGAAGACUGUGAAGCAAUAAAACAUGUUUGUGAUACUGAUGUGGCCUUUCAUUUUUCAGAUAAAUACUGUAUUUCAAUAAAAUAUUUAAAGUGCCAUUUCUAUUCUUGCCUAUAGCUGUAUGUAUGGAAACUUAAAUUUUGGGAGUACAUUCAUGUUGUAUAUAUUUAAUUCACAAGAUAUUUGUGUAUUAAUAUUGUUGAUUAAAUAAUGAAACUAAACUCGUUAAACAACUUUUAGCAAAGGUUUCAUUAUCUGUCUCCUAAUUGUGGCUUUAUGUAUGAUUUUAGAGGUCUGAAUUACAAAUGCCUCUUAUUCAUAGAUGAGACAUUUUGUAAAUAAAAGUAUUUGUUUCCAGCAGUCUGCUGUUAUAGUAGCAAUAAUAAAUAUAAUUUAUAAAUAUUACUAAGCUGUGAUUAUCUUGCUACUAAUGUACUCAUUCAUUUUAGUCGACAACAUGUAUGCCAAGAAAUAUUAGCUUUUUGAAAGAAAAAAGUUUUAAAAUGUAAAUUUGACUUAAUUUUAAAGAUUGUCAUUUAUUUAAAAAGAAAGAAAGAAAAUAUAUGUUUGUUAGAUGAAGGCUGUUGUGAGGUAGACUUAGAAUAAGUUGAAUUUCAAAUUCUCCAAAGCUUGCUCAUGUUUUGUCCGAAAAAGGAAGUAAAAAGACUUCCAUGUAAUGUUAAAUUAAAACUUUUGAUCUCAUUAUGGUUAAGAAUAAUACUUUUCUAUUUACACUGUCAAGCAUACUAUGAAUCAUUAAGAUUAGUAUAAUAACUUACAGAAUAAAUUGUGAUAUAACAUUCUUUUCUCUACUUUGAGUUUAAAUUAAAUAUUGUCUGAUCAUGAACAUGCUAAAUUGAGGGUUGUUGAUGUGAUUUCUUUUAAAUUGGAAUUGGUAUUUUUAAGGACAAAGAAUGCAAGAAAUAACAUUUUCUAAAUUUCUACUUGUGUGUUGUAUUAUUAUGUUUCCUAAAUUUAAAUAGUUAUGUUUUUUAGGGGAAAGCAAAAUGUCCUGAAUGGAUUCUGUUUAUGAAUUAUUUUUACUAUUUUUCUUCUAAGCAAUAUUUCUGAGUUUUUAAGACUUUUUUUUAUGGUGAUUUAAAUUUUAUCAUCGUAAGCAAAUAAGAAAAUUACAGGCAUGUUUGCAUUUUUUUUAAUUGUAAAAAUUACUUCCUGUAGAAUUUUAAAUUAUCCUCUUUUUUAUUUGACAUUUAUUAGAAAUAAAAAAUAACUCAUUCCACCCCCACCCCCCCUUUUUUUAGGGUGUGAAUCAAUAAAUUUUAGGGAAAAGGAUGCAAUCUUUUUUUAAUACAUAUAUAAAGAAAAUUAAAUAUUUAUUUCCUGUCUUUCAUCCUCUCUACAUAUUUGCAUUUUUUAAAUGUGAAUUUAGUGUUGAUUAUAUCUUGUCUCUGAAAUAGAAGAUUUGCUUAAAUCUUAUAAAUUGGUAUUUAAAAUUAUAUCUAAUUAUUAUCUGAAAAGGAAAAAUCAGUGUAAUGAGUUGAGCUUUGGAAGCAAAUUAGUAUAUGUGUUGUUUAAAAAACAAAUUUGGGAGACACACUUCAUACUGGUAUUGGUUUAAUACUGUGUCUAUCUGUAGUUGUAUGAAGCCGUUGGUCCUUCUCAAAAUAUCAAUAAGGUAUUAAUAAGUUUAUUAUCAUUGUAUUGCAUUGUUAAUUUAACCAUUCUAAAAUAGUUUUUAGAUUUUUGGUUGUAAAUAGAAUUCUGUUCUCCUUGGAAAUGGAUGCCUAGCAAUUUUGAAUAUUUGCUUGAUCUUGAAUUGCCCAGAAUCCCCCCCCCCCAUUUAAAUAUGAGCUUCUCAAAAUUUUUCUAUUUAUGAUCUUUCUGUUGAAGAGAAGUGUUUCUCAAACCCAUUAAUUGCUUAUAAACUGAUAAUCGCCUUUCAUUUUAAAAUUUUCUUCUUCAGUGAUAAAGCUUCUUUAGUUAUUACAAACACUGCAAAUUAAUCAUUAUUAAAUCAGUUAUGUGUUCAGCCAGUGCAUUAAUUAUUUUUACCAACAUAAAAAGGAAUUAAAAAUACACCUAAUUUUACAUUAUUUGUUUCGAAAAAUUAUCUAUAAUUGUGAGUUCAUGAAAUAGUUUAAAAAUGAGCAUAAUGAAUUUCAUAAAAGUUGAAUUUUUAAGUAAAUGCAUUUUAGUGCUUUUAUAACAUUUGGUGAAAAAUGCAUUUUAUAUUGUAAGUAGAAAACAUAGUCAAUAUGUAAUACAGCAUCGUGUACUUGUAUAUUUUAUUUUCAGAGCAUCCUCAAAAUACCUGUGCCUCAGAUUGUGAAUGUAAAACAUUAAAUAAUCAUGUCAAGUGUACUUGUUUUUUUUUAAUUGCACUUUUUUUUCCCCUUAGCCAUAUUUCUGUUACUGGAGCAAUUGAAUUAAUUCAGUUUUUAUAUAAUUGAAUGAAUUUAAGUGUUUAUUUAUUUUUAGAAAGUCAAAAUGUAGAUGUGUGUGUGUUUUUAUCUGUUAUGUUAACACUGUAAUUUUUAAUCUUCAUUUUUAUAAUUUUUACUGUAGAUUUACUGAAUUGCUGUAUAAAUGUAUUUCCGUGGUGCUCAAUUUGCUGUGAUAGCAAUCAUAAAAUGCCAUCCAUCACAAGCAUUGUGACAUAAAUCUUACCAUUAUACUUUAUUAAUGGCUUGUAGCAUCACAGGUGAUUUUUUUAAACAAACAUCAAAUUGAAUUUAAAUAAAAUAAUUUUUCUUACAAAA